AUGGCGCAGCACGGCUUCGGCCAGAUGGGCGGUGGCAAUGGUGCCAUUGACCCCAACGACCUCACUGGCGGCUUCGGCCAGUCGUUCCAGAACAACUAUGGCUCCAGCCAGAAUAACCACUCUACCGGCUUCUCCAGCGGCGCCGCACUCAUCUCCGACGACGACCUCUUCGAUACGCUUGGCAGUCCUGCCGAUGCACAAUCCGGCCUGGGAGGCCACGAUUUCUCCGGUAUGACCGGCGUCGGCCUUGGCGGCGGCUAUUCACAAAAUAUGUUUGCUCAACACGGCCUAUCACUCGACCAGGCAAAUAUCAACGGCUUUUCCAACACACCAGAAGGCGACCCGAUACAAAGUCCGUUCGUGAACAGCAUGGGCCAGUACCGGUCUAUGCAGCACCCCCAUGCCUUUGGCUCUCUUCAGUCGCCUGGUGGCUACACCGGCUCUCCGCUGGCCACCUCAAACUUCGCCGGCGACGAGGCCAGCGAGGCUGCCCUUUUGAAGUCCCGCGCCCGCCUCUCUCAAUCCAUGCCUCGCAAGGCGCCCACCGCACGAAACCCGCUCAACUCCAAGUCUAUCGGCACCUCCAUUCCUACUACGUCAGUCGACUCCUUCGUAGGGUCCCCACAGCCGAUCCGCACAAAUGGUUCAAACCACGAGAAGUCCGCGUCAGGCCAGUGGGCACAGACACCCAACAGCCUCUCUUCGUUCCCCGGCUCCGGCUUUUCGUCUCCAAUGCAGCCCGGCGGCCUCCACAGCGCCCAAAUCAAUGAACUUCUCCUCAAAGGUGGCACAUCUAUGCCCGCAAAACUCGGCGCCCCAAUCAACACAACGCAGGAAGCCAAGCGGAAGAGACGUCGGGAGUCGCACAACCUCGUCGAACGACGCCGCCGUGACAACAUCAAUGAGCGUAUCCAAGACCUCAGCAAGCUUGUGCCCAGCCACCGGUUAGAGGAUGAAAAAAUCAAGAAGCUCAUCUCCACAGGUACACCACUGUCACCGACUUUGACGGGGUUGGCGAGCCCCUCACAGGCCACAUCGGGCCUGGCCGGCCCCGGAGCACGGCGGGCGGCUGGCACGAGUGCUGGCAACAUUACCACCGGCCUGCCGCUUGAGGAGAAGGACAAAGGUCCCAACAAGGGCGAUAUUCUCAACGGUGCUGUUAGCUGGUGCCGCGACUUGAUGUGGAUGUUGGACACAUACGUCUCGCGUCAGGAGGAGCUCAUUGAGUACUUCAAUGACCGUGGCGAACCGAUGCCCUUCACCAUUACUGACGACGAACGCCGGCUGACCUCGGAGCUGAUGAUUGCCAUGCGCAACCCCGACGGUGCCGAAGGCGAGAAGAAGCACUUCACUUACUCGCGGACGGACGGGUCCGGUCUGCGCGUACCCGACUACACGGACUACAAGGGCGACCCGCUAAACGGCUCCGGUCAAAUCGAUACACUCUCGCUGCUGACGGGCAAUGGCGGCACCGGUGUUAUCGCCACGCAAGAUCUAGAGCAAGGCGAUUUCUGGGGCGACGAUGACGACGGGGGCGAUAUGGAACUGAAGGAAGAAGACGAGUUCAUGGAUCUCUCAUAA
Molecule: messenger RNA, 1581 nt
Organism: Sporothrix brasiliensis 5110
Lineage: Eukaryota; Fungi; Ascomycota; Sordariomycetes; Ophiostomatales; Ophiostomataceae
Product: hlh transcription factor
Exons: 1
Coding region: 1-1581 (526 amino acids)
Biological process (GO): regulation of transcription by RNA polymerase II
Molecular function (GO): RNA polymerase II cis-regulatory region sequence-specific DNA binding; DNA-binding transcription factor activity, RNA polymerase II-specific; protein dimerization activity
Source: RefSeq, a predicted model, not a curated record